GUGCACAAGCCUUUGAGUGAUGCCGACCAAAACUUGUUUACGUUUGCAGAAAGUUUCCUAAAUACGCUUCGCCAUGGAGGAGCCGGUGGUGAAAAUCGCCGAGGCCAAAACCCAUGAGAUCUUGGCGGAUUUGCUGAAAGUGGAUGUCCUUCAGGAAGCACUGGUUAAUCUUCUAGAAGUAAACCCAACAGAAAAAGACUCAACACGUCUGAUGACGGUCUGUGCUGACAUCCAGAGAGUAUUCUCAGAAUCUUCAGAAACUUCUGGGACAAAUGCUGGGUCUGAUGCACAAAAAGGCACUGAGGCUGCCAAAACACAGGGUAAUACAACGAAUGAGGCAACAGCUCGUAUACAAGAAGCUGGAGUGCGGGCUAUAGUAUCGGUCCUGUCUUGUCAGAAUAAUUGCUACCGUGCGCAUUUUCUUGCCUCCAUCUUGCUCAAUCUGGUAAACACAAAUGCAGUCUCACCAAAGGUUGUCUGCAUAUGUCUCCUUGCCGACGAAAACCUCAAGACAGACCAUGACAUUUUUUGGCUCAUGGCAUUUGGUCUCAUCAAAAAGAUCAUCAGCGGAGUCGACUACAAAGGUGUCCGUGAAAUAAUGAAGAUGUGUCUCGACAGAGCUAGGCAGCUCCCCACAAACCUGCGGAGAUCGCAGCUCCACCUUGUUGAAGCCCUUCUUGGUGUAAUGGGCUUGAUCUUUGACCGCAAUGCGUCCCUCUUGCCGGGCUACUUUAUUGUAAAUGAGCUCCUUAAGUUGUAUCCAGACUACAAAAAUUGGCCACACUGGAGUAUGUCGUCACUCCUAACAGAUUUUAUUGACAAGUUCCGUAGAGCAGCUCAGAUGUUGUCAAUUGUGGGGAGGCCUAAAUUGCGACCUAUUGUGGAACAUUCUGGUCAAAACAGCCCCUCAAUCAAUUCCUGGAAGCUGGACUCCCUGACACUCAAGUUCCAGUUAAAGGGAGCUCUACCAUACAGUCCUGAGCUCCUAGAGGCUCAGCCUGGGCUUUUGCGGUACAUCCUUAGGCAGCCAUAUUCCCGGGAGAUGGUUUACGCUGUGAUCGACAUCCAGAAAAAGCAGAAGCAACGCUGCAAUGCUCUUGAGGAACAACUGGUUGAACUGAUGGUCUCAGCGCUGGAUGACUUUAGCCGGAGUGAUGCUCUGACUGGAGGUGCGCCAAGUGCUUCUCCCAGCAGUGGCACGGCUGUUGCAACGCCUGACCACCAUCUGUGCACCUGUACACACCUGUCGUCACUGCUGAUCCACUUUGUCUUGUUCCAGCUUAUUUCAUUCCCAUGUUUAGUCAUGGGCUUGCAUGCCAAGCUGGAGAGCAAGGGCUCUAACCGAGGCAGGGACCACCUCAUGUGGGUGCUGCUGCAGUUCCUGUCAGGGAGCAUUCAGAAGAACCCUUUCUCGGACUUCCUCCCUAUCUUGAGGCUCAUUGAGGUGCUCUACCCUGAGAAUGAGCCGCUGCCCAAUCCCGACUACACAGACUCCCGAUGCGCCCUGCAGAUGUCAGCCAUGUGUAUUCUCAUGCACAUCCUAAAGAAAGCACAGACCGACAACAUCAAGACGCCGCGGAUGCUUCCUCCUGUCUUCAAGAAUCAUAAUGAAUUUCUUCAAAGCCUUGCACAUAAUCCACAACUGCCAUUAAUGACUGCUGGAGCAACACCAGACUACAGAAUUGCUUUGCUGGUCAAUGCAUAUUCUACCAAUCAGGAAUAUUUCCAACGGCCGAUACUAACACUCUCCGAAAGUAUCCAAGGAAACCAAAAGUCGACAGUUCCAAUGCCAGGAAUAAACUGUGUGGCCCUGGGCAGUACUACCCCACUCUCCAUGACACUCCUUGACUCCCUAACAGUUCAUGUCAAAAUGAGUCUCAUACACAAUAUUGGGCAGCAUAUAAAUAAACAAGCACAACACAAAUCAGGUGUUGCACUUGCACCUGCGCUAAUAGAAACCUAUGCAAGACUGCUUGUGUACACCGAGAUAGAAAGCAUUGGAAUUAAGACAUUUAUUAACAACAUUCUGCCUCUGGUAUUCAAGAGUCACGUGUGGAGCCUCCUGCAUGCGCUCCUAGAAAUGUUCAUCUACCGCAUCCACCACUCCCCACCACAGUACCGAGUGCAGCUGCUUUCCACCCUGCACCACCUGGCGGCCGUACCUCUCAACACCAUGACCCAGAUGACGCAGCUGCAUCUGUGCAUGGAAAGUGUGGCCCUGCGUCUUAUUACCGGCCUAGGAAACUCGGAAGUUAUGCCCAGCCUAACCCGCUUCUUCUCUCCCGACACCAAACCCAACUUGAUAAGUACCGAUUCGGAGGAACUGAACCGCGUCCUUGUGCUGACCAUGGCCCGGGCAAUGCAUGUGACAGGUAAAGAAUGCUGUGACACCACAGGUGAAUCGGCAAGGUGGUGUGUCGAUUUCUUGAAGGUGGUGAUGACACACACUCCUCACACUUGGGCAAACCACACCAUUCAGUGUUUCCCACCUGUCAUAGCAGACUUCUAUCACCAGUGUGCUGCCCCAAGGGAAAACAUGCAAACACUAAAGAAAGCUGUGGAGGAAGAAUACCGGAAGUGGAUGUCCAUGAGCAAUGAGACAGACAUUAUUGCCCACUUCUCGCUUCAGCACAACACCUCUCCUCUGUUCCUUUGCCUCCUGUUCAAGAUGGUCUUGGACAAUGACCGAGUGCCUCCCAUUGCAUACAAGGUUUUGGAACGUGUGGGUCCACGACAGCUUGCAGCCCAUGUGCGCACUUUAUGUGAUUUCCUGGUCUUGGAGUUCUCAAACAGUGCAGGGGGUCAGCACGUGACAAAGUAUGUGGAGACGAUGAAUGCCAUCAUUUGGGUCUACAACAUCGUUCCCAUUGAUCGACUCAUGCUGUGUCUGGCCCUUCGGACCCAAGAGGGCAGUGAAGCACAUGUAUGCUUCUUCAUCAUCCAGCUGUUGCUCCUGAAACCAUGUGAACUAAGGAAUCGUGUGCAGGAAUUUGUCAAGGAGAAUUCCCCCGAUCACUGGCGGCAGAAUAACUGGUACGAUAAACACAUGGCAUUCCACCGCAAGUUCCCAGAGAAGUUUUCCCCUGAGAGCAUCUUAGCAGAGCAAGGAACCCUCACAGCACAGUACCAGACUCUCCCAAUCUACUGCAGUAACGUCUGUCUUAGAUUCCUCCCGGUGUUGGACAUCAUCAUUCAUAGGUUCUUAGAACUUUAUCAAGUGCACAAGAACCUUGAAACUAUACUCGAGAGGUUGGGAAUGCUCUACAAAUUCCAUGACCGUCCCAUCACCUACCUUUACAACACAUUCCAUUAUUAUGAGAGCAAGCUCCGUGAGCGCCCCAUCCUUAAGCGGCGCCUGGUGGUGGCUGUCAUCAUGUCCCAGCAGGAGAUCCAUCCCCAGGGCUGGGCACUCACUGAGGCCUACCAUCAGUACCUGGCAAGACCCCACGAUGACAUUGUGUGGAAUCCUGACCUCUCCUACUACACGUCGCUGGUUCGCCGCCUCGUUCACACUAUGCAAGGAAAAGCAGUAUUUCCAUCGAUUGAAUGGAGGUUCAACGAAUUCUCAAGUAGUGGAGCUCAUGCACUUCAUGUCAGCUGUGUGGAGUUGAUGGCUCUCCCAAGCAACCCCACCAUUGUAGCCAACAUGCUCAUGGAUGUUCUGCUUCGAGGGUAUUGCGACAUUCCCACCGGCGAAAUGAUCGAGUGGGUGAAUGCCAUCGGCCUCAUCCUUACCUGGCUCCCUGAACCUUACUGGAUUGUAGUUCAUGACCGUAUCAUUGACCUUCUCCAGCACCCAACCUUGGCCACCCCGGGCGCAGGCACACUGGACCCAUUCACAAUGCUGAACUUGGAACAGCUGGAGUCCUGCCUUAGUGACAUGACUGCAGCCUUGACGCUGGCCAUAGCUCACUCCUUCUGGCACCACGCGUCAUUCGGCCAAGUUGGGCGGAUCCCACAGUUAUUGCGAGAACGUAUACGCCCCAUCUUGACAACGGAGGAACAGCUAGUUGUGGUUUGCCACCUUGUGGGUCCUUUCCUCCAGCGCUUCAAUAACGAGUCUGCACGGAAAGUCUUCGAUGUUACCAAAGAACUUUAUGAAGCUCUGGCUAAGGUUGAUCACAGUGUCACAGAGCUGAAGUACAUGGACCCCAUUUGCGAUGUCUUCUACCACAUCAAGUACAUGUUUACUGGGGACUCGAUCAAGACAGAUGUGGAGGGCAUCAUAAGGAGCCUAAGACCGGCAUUGCAGAGGAGGCUGCGCUUUAUCACGCAUCUGAAUUUGGAUUCCAUUGAGAACCCAUCAAAUAACGCUCCCGGUAGCACGACGCCGGCGCACACAGCCAACACUGCCCCUAGCAGCACCCCCACCAAUGCCACGAGCAACACCGGCACAGUUAACAACACCAGCAACAACACUGCCGCGACUCCUGUGCCCGGAAGCAAUGUCAAUCAAUCUGGCAGUGCAGGGUCGGCAGGGUCGGUCCUUGGGACUCCCGCUUCAGGCCUAGGUCCCCUUAGUGCCAUGGGGUCCAGCCUGGGCCAGACGAGCAGUGUGGGCAGUGGGGUCUCAGGAUCGGGGGGAAUGAGUAUGGGGUCCAUUGCUGCGGCUUCAAGUCUAGCCUCCCUCCUGCAGGAUACGUCUCCCAUGAAUUCUUCCAUAUCGUAAUCGCGGUGGUAUGGGAGGGGGGGCGGGGGGGUGUAGAUUUCGGUGGACUCACAGCUGGGAUUGUAAAAAUACACUUGUUCAUCCUUAUGUGGAAUAUGUUAAGAACAAUAAAUGAAUAAUGCAUUUUCAUUUCCAUAUUUGUAUAAGGAAUGCUGUAUCAACAUAAGCAGUAAAUAAGAGAACAUAUAACUUUUUAGUAAUUUGCUACCUGUGAAAAGAAUCUAGAGUAGAUUUUGAUGUGAAAGGUACCUGUUCAUUCCUGGCGUGGUCCUCAUCCAGUGUACAAAUCUUUUUAUAAGCUAUGUCAGAGAAGGAAUUGACAAAAAUGAAGAAAAUGAA
Molecule: messenger RNA, 5008 nt
Organism: Penaeus chinensis
Lineage: Eukaryota; Metazoa; Arthropoda; Malacostraca; Decapoda; Penaeidae
Gene: MED23
Product: mediator of RNA polymerase II transcription subunit 23-like
Exons: 28
Coding region: 74-4669 (1531 amino acids)
Biological process (GO): positive regulation of gene expression; regulation of transcription by RNA polymerase II
Cellular component (GO): transcription regulator complex; mediator complex
Source: RefSeq, a predicted model, not a curated record